Messenger RNA from Lactuca virosa, 1556 nucleotides. The record is from the annotation of a GenBank genome assembly. Lineage: Eukaryota; Viridiplantae; Streptophyta; Magnoliopsida; Asterales; Asteraceae.
AUUCUAGAAAGAAGCUGAAAAAUUGGCUGCUCCCCUGCUUGUCUCCCCCAUCAUUCGAAUAAAUUCUUUCCCGUGUAUGUAAAAGAACAGCUAACACGUUACAUCUGGAGUUCUUCAUCGCAAAAAAAACCAGGAAACAUUAGAGGCACGGCACGAUGUUGGGAAUCCUUAGGCGGAAAGCUGCUUCUGCGAGCUCAUAUAAUUUAGUGAAUUACGGCUCUGUACAAUCUAUAGGGAUGGCUCGGCCUGCAUUGACAGGAUCCAAGUCCCAUGGUUAUGUUGAAUCAAUCUUGGUACCUGAGGCACAAACUCUUGGAAGAAAUCAUAACCUAAUACGACAAAUUCAUCAAGGUGCUCCGGUUUAUUCAAUGCCUUUAAGGAAUGUUGUUUCAUCACCUAAAACAGAUUUUUCAACACAAAUGUGGAGCCGAUCUUUUUCUUCAGACAGUGGUGACUUGGUUGAUGCUGUUGUCCCUUUUAUGGGGGAAUCCAUUAGUGAUGGCACUCUAGCAACCUUUCUAAAGAAACCUGGAGAUCGUGUGGAAGUUGAUGAGCCAAUUGCCCAAAUCGAAACCGAUAAGGUGACAAUUGAUGUUGCUAGUCCUGAAGCUGGAGUUAUCAAAGAGUUUGUUGCACAAGAGGGAGACACAGUGGAACCAGGUACAAAAGUUGCAAUAAUAUCAAAAUCCGGUGAAGGUGCAACCACCCAUGUGGAGCCAUCUGAUUCUGACCCUCAGCCACCUUCCAAGGCGGCACCUGAGCCUGCUCCGGCCAAAGUUGAGAAACCACCGCCCACUCCACCGCCAAAAGAGGCACCAAAAGUAUCCUCUCCACCACCUCCAAAACCUUCAGCAUCUGAACCUCAACUUCCUCCAAAAGAUAGAGAAAGAAGAGUCCCAAUGACAAGGCUGAGGAAGCGUGUGGCUACACGUUUGAAAGAUUCUCAAAAUACUUUUGCUUUGUUGACUACCUUCAAUGAAGUCGAUAUGACAAAUUUAAUGAAACUUCGAUCCGAAUAUAAAGAAGCUUUCCUUGAGAAGCAUGGAGUGAAGUUGGGACUCAUGUCUGGAUUUGUGAAAGCUGCUGUUAGUGGGCUCCAAAAUCAACCAAUCAUUAAUGCUGUGAUUGAUGGAGAUGACAUCAUAUAUAGAGAUUAUAUUGAUAUCAGUAUUGCUGUUGGUACUCCAAAGGGUCUUGUGGUUCCGGUGAUCCGUGAUGCUGAGAAAAUGAACUUUGCUGAAAUAGAAAAGACAAUCAAUGGUCUAGCUAAAAAGGCUAAUAGUGGGUCCCUCUCAAUUGAUGAAAUGGCUGGAGGUUCUUUCACUAUCUCUAAUGGUGGUGUCUAUGGAAGCCUUUUAAGUACUCCCAUCAUAAACCCUCCACAGUCGGCAAUAUUGGGAAUGCAUUCGAUAGUGAACAAGCCGAUGGUUGUUGGGGGUGAAAUAAAGGCGAGGCCAAUGAUGUACAUCGCGUUGACUUAUGACCAUCGUUUGAUUGAUGGUAGAGAGGCCACGAUUUCAUCUUCACUAAUUAGGUGGUUACCAUAUCAUGGUUAA